AGUAGACAUUAACUUAUUAAAUUUCUCCUGUCUCCAAAAUGGACUUUGUCCCUGUUACAGCUGGUAGCUGAUGCAAGGAGAGGGAAUUGAGGCUAUAAAAGUCUAGCUGAAAGGUUUGGGAGAACUCAUUCAGGACUCCAGCCCCUUCCACAAAUGUUACUAGUAACUAGCAGCCUAUCCAAAGAAGAUGCAGUGUUUGAAAGUUAUAGCACUCUUACUGUUUUGUGCAGCCCUACUGACGCAGACACACUGUGCUUCUUUGCAUCAUUCAAGCUCACAACUAACAAGACAAAGGAGGAUGACUCCUUUCUGGAGGGGGAUUUCCCUCAGACCUAUAGGAGCAUUAUGCAGGCAUGACAAUGAAUGCAUCUCAAUGCUGUGCAGGAAGAAUCGCUGUUCCCUAAGAAUUUCCUGUGAGUGACCUGUCACGAAAGAAGAUAAUAUUGUUUUUACCUCUGACAAUGUCCUACCCUAUAUAUGAAAUAUUUAUUAUCAACUAUCCUUAAGUGAGGACACUUUGAAUUAUGCAACUGCAUAUAUUUAAUAUUUUUAAGAUGAACAUUUGUUGUAUGAAAUGAUAUAAGGGUUUCAUGAAAGUUGAAACAAUGCUCUGGUCUGGGCUCCUGAAGACAUGCUCAAUAGAAGACCUUGCAGUUUUUAAAUUGUUCCUUUUUUCCUAUAAGAUAAAGAUUUGUAUUUAGCAAAUAGA
Messenger RNA from Pelodiscus sinensis (Chinese soft-shelled turtle), 709 nucleotides. RefSeq names its product liver enriched antimicrobial peptide 2 (gene LEAP2). Lineage: Eukaryota; Metazoa; Chordata; Testudines; Trionychidae. The record is from RefSeq and is a predicted model, not a curated record. Gene Ontology annotation, biological process: defense response to bacterium; antimicrobial humoral immune response mediated by antimicrobial peptide.